Molecule: messenger RNA, 801 nt
Organism: Rhizophagus irregularis DAOM 181602=DAOM 197198
Lineage: Eukaryota; Fungi; Glomeromycota; Glomeromycetes; Glomerales; Glomeraceae
Biological process (GO): mitotic sister chromatid biorientation
Cellular component (GO): mitotic spindle polar microtubule; DASH complex; mitotic spindle pole body
Source: RefSeq, a predicted model, not a curated record
AUGAAUUUUUCAUUAUCAGUAAGGACAGAACAGCAAAAUAGACGUUUAUCGCGAGGUCAUACUUUAAAAAAAAACAUUAAUUCAACGGCCAUUCUCAGUGGUUCAAAUGAAUAUUUUAUUCUGGAUCGUUUUGAAAGACCUUUAGUUGAAUUGGAGAAAUCUUUUAAUAAUUUAUCAGAACAUUUUAAAAACAUUAAAAAAGUCCAAGCAUCUUUAGAUGAAUUUAAUAAGUCCUUUUCAGGUUUCUUAUAUGGAAUUAAAAUGAAUGCUCAUUGUGUUGAAUUUUCUGAGGCUCCAACAAAGGAAACGUUUGCAUCUUUUAUCAAAAGACAACAAGAUUUACAGUGGAUGGCAAUUCUCAGAACCCCACUUAAUAUCACUACAUACGAUAAAACUCCUCGCAGUAAAGCUACUACUGUUAAAAAUAUAUCUAUACCAAAAUUGCAAACCACUCCUGCACCGAAAUUUCAAAAACCGCGUAGAAGAAAAAUUAAUAAAGAAACAGAAAUCAAGGGCGUGGUUAAAAAAAUUGUUGAAUCUUUGCCACAAAAAUAUCGGGGGAAACAGCAAUCAAAUCGUGGAAAUGUUGAAGCUAUUCUCAAACUUUUGUGUUUAAAACCAACUGAAGGAUUGUAUAUGGAAGAAGUUAUUCAACGUACAAAUUUAACACGAUCCAGAUGUUGUGAAUAUCUUAAUGCUUUGGUUAACAGUGGUCAUGUGAUCAAAAUUAGUAAGAAAGGUCAAGUGUUUAAACUGGAUCCUACGGAAUAUGCUGAUUUCAUUCAUAUAAUGAACAUUUGA